This is a messenger RNA of Solanum tuberosum (potato), 916 nucleotides long. RefSeq names its product probable glutathione S-transferase. Gene Ontology annotation, cellular component: cytoplasm. Bases 79 to 774 code for a protein of 231 amino acids. The transcript has 2 exons. Lineage: Eukaryota; Viridiplantae; Streptophyta; Magnoliopsida; Solanales; Solanaceae. Gene Ontology annotation, biological process: glutathione metabolic process. The record is from RefSeq and is a predicted model, not a curated record. Gene Ontology annotation, molecular function: glutathione transferase activity.
AAGAUCAUAAUUCAAGACAUAACCACCACUAAAAUAUCCUUUAACAUAGUAAAUUAGCAUAAUAACCAAAGUUGUGAUAUGGCACAAGUGAAGUUGCUAGGUUUUUGGUAUAGUCCAUUUACUCACAGGGUUGAGUGGGCUCUAAAGAUUAAGGGGGUAAAAUAUGAAUAUACAGAAAUAGAGCAAGAUAAAAAGAACCUUCCACGUCUUGAAGAUUACCCUAGUUACAAGCAAGUCCCAGUGCUCAUUGACAAUGACAGGUCCAUUUGUGGUUCUAUGGUCAUUCUUGAGUACAUCGCCGAGAAAUUUGGACGCACUUCCAUUUUGCCUGAUGAUUUUUGUGACCGUGCUUUAGCUCGUUUUUGGGCUAACUUCCUUCAUAAUAAGAUGGAAACGGUGAGGAAUGCAUUCUUAGGCAAAGGAAAGGUGCAAGAGAAAUCUAUAGUGGAAGUUUGUGAGAUGUUGAAAAUUCUUGGUGAUAAGCUCGAAGGCAAAACGUUCUUUGUGGCUAACGAAUUUGGAUUUGCUGAUAUUGUUGCAAAUAUGGUUGGAUUUUGGCUAGGAGUUUACCAAGAAGUCUCUGGAGUUGAAUUAGUGACAGAGAAAAAAUUUCCCAUUUUUUGUGUUUGGAGAGAUAAGUAUGUUAAUUGCAGUCAAGUCAAGAAAUAUCUACCUUCAAGAGAUAAAUUGAUUGCUUUUUACCAAGCUUCCGCUCGCCCUCAAGCUGCAGCUUCUGCUUCUACUCAAGCAUUGAGCAUAGUUACAGGUCCUUAAUGUUGCUCCACUUACUUGUACGUGUUCAUCUUUUGAAGUUUCAAAUUGUGUGUCUGAAUAAAAUUGUGAAUCUAGAUCGAUUUCAAUAGAUUCAAUUAUGUAUUCGUAUGCAAAAGAAAAAUAUAAAAUAUUGUCCCACUUA